This is a messenger RNA of Zea mays, 3147 nucleotides long. RefSeq lists its product as uncharacterized. Gene Ontology annotation, biological process: glycolytic process; aromatic amino acid biosynthetic process. The transcript has a single exon. Gene Ontology annotation, molecular function: 3-deoxy-7-phosphoheptulonate synthase activity; phosphoglycerate kinase activity. Bases 535 to 2952 code for a protein of 805 amino acids. The record is from RefSeq and is marked validated. Lineage: Eukaryota; Viridiplantae; Streptophyta; Magnoliopsida; Poales; Poaceae.
UCAUCUCUACCUUUCCAUUACUGUUAUCUUUUUAUAUUCUCUCCUCUCAUGUAUCUUGUUUCUCUACCUUCUAGAAUACUGCAACCGUUAUUACUCUGAAUUUGGUGCCUCACGUUGUUGAUUGGAGUUUGUGGGAUCAGAGUCGCUAACAUUUGGUAUCAUACUACUCGCAUCCUGGAAGAUUGCACGCAUGGAGGCGGCAAUGCAGCAGAUUCUCGACGCGAUGGCGCACAUGGAGCUCCGCUUGACCUAUGUGUUGGCCGGCCGUGGUGGCGAGCACAGGGUGGAGGACGCGGACUCAGAGCUGCGAUCCUCCAACUCCGCCACCUCCUCCAUCACCGCGCCGGUGUACGACGCCGGCGUGUUCGACUCUUCGACGGCCCCAGCGUACGACAACGAGUUCGCGACAAGCGCCCGCUCCGCGACGCCUUCUCCGUCCUACGACAACGACCUGUUCGGCGUUUCCGUCCCCGACCGCGAGCCGCCCAACGGCAAGCAGACGGCCCACACCCCCGCUUCGACACCGCGCCGUGCAUGGAGUUGAAGUCGAAGGAGACUCACCAGUCUCUGCUCAUCCAUCACUUCAUCAACCCCGUGGCUCCUCAUCUUCCCUCUGCCAAGGAGGCCAUGGCCGAGAUGGACGCGGCCACGAACGCGAGUGACCCCGUGAUGCUCGACGCGUCCUCGUCGCUCGACCCGUACUCCUUCGCGCUGCUGCUGCCGCCAGCUGAGGUGGUGGACGCACCGAAUCACGACGAGGCAAGUUCUCUACCUCCUGCCCACGACUUCCGCGUCGAGCAAGCCAAAGGGGAGAAGGUACCCGUCGACACGCUCACCAAGUGUUCGACGAUAGACCUCAACCGCGGCAUUUACUCCGUCGCCAACACGGCCACUAUCAGAGCCGCGAUGGGCGCGGUCGUGGACGUGAGGGACUCCGUGAGGUUCCCUUCCCUUCUCGCCGCGGGGAAUUUCCCGCCGCCCUUCCUCACGCUGUCGCCACCACACGACGAGGCAGAUCCGGACUUCGGUUCCUGCCAGGACAAGGAGCUGCUCGACCAUCUCGAAGGCGUGCUGGCCACCGAAUCUGUGGUGGUGAAGAGAGGCCAGCACAUCGUGCCGCUCAAGGGGAAGUGCGUCUUCGUGCGCGCCGACUUCAACGCACCGCUCGACGCGUGCAGCGGAAGCGUGGUGGGCUCGCCCUCACCGAGCAUGCAGGUGAAGAGGGCGCAGAGGAAUCGACCGCCGAACUCCUGCCGCGUGCACUGCGCGUCGCCGCUCUGCUCGGCAGCACAUGCCUCGACGCCACCGUCGGACUUCUGUGCCGCGGCGCGGUGCCCGUUGGAGAACAUCGAGAUGAGCUCCUGUGACGCGCCCCACGCGUGCCCGCCGUUGUACUACGGGUACGGGGACGGGAGCCCCAUGGCGCACCUGAGGCGCGGUCGCGUCGGGUGGGGCGCUAGCGCACGCGCGCCCAUGGCCAUGGUCGUCGACAACUUCUCCUUCGCGUGCACGCGCACGACCAUGGGCGAGCCUGUCGAGGUGGCAGGGUUCGACCACAGCCAGUUCUCGCUGCCGGUCCAGCUCUCCUACCUCACGCCAUCUCACCAUCACGCCCACCAAGUGUUCGACGAUAGACCUCAACCGCGGCAUCUACUCCGUCCUCAGCCUGGACCUCCACCGUCAGCUACUAUCAAGGCAGCAGCUACCUCAACCAUAGAGGAUGAGGUACUCGUCGACACAACCACCAAGUGUUCGAUGAGAGUACUCAACCGCGGCGUCUAUCUUCGACGAGGGCUUCAAGAACAACUGUCGGCCCGUCACCUUCACCUACAACUCCGUCGACGGCGACAUCACCGUCACCUACGACGGAUACUCCAGCGACGUGUUGGUGCACGAGCGGUUCAUGGUCCGGUUACUGGACGCGAUGUCGCUGGACCAGGAUGUGACUCUGCUGUGUGCAGGCAUCACCGUGUCUCACCCCAUGAAGUACCACGGCCUGAACAAGCCGAGGAAGCACAUCUGCUUGAUGAGGCUGGGAGGAUUGGGCCACGUUGCUGUCAAGUUCGCCAAGGCGUUCGCCAAUCACAGGGAUGCCAAGCGCACGUUCCGGGAGAUCAAGAUGUUGAGGCACCUCAACCACAUGAGCAUCAUUGGCAUCAGGGACGUGAUCCCAGCGCCGGUCAAACCGGGAAAGUUGUUCUGAUGAAGCAGCUGGCUGACUGCAAACCAGUGCAGAUCACUGCUACUCUUGGGGAUUUGCUCAAUAGAAAGGUCAGCGAAGGUGUCCGGGUCCUUAUGCUAGUGUGGGUUGAUCGGACUUCAGUCGGUUUGCUGCAGAAGGAUAGCAUGAUGGAUACCCAUGCAAAGUGCAGCAACACAUGGAGUUACCCUGUGUCGGAUGCCCACCGCAUGGAAAGUGCAGCAAUGCCAAUGCUGAAUCUGCUCACAUGGAGUUACGCUCAAUCUGCUCACAUAGCAUUCAUAACCAUAGAUUGUGCUGCAAUGCAGAGAGUAACAGAAGGGAACCUUGUUUUCACAGAGCACACUGAGCAAGAUGACAAGUUCAGAGAGUUGGCUCGCCGAGUUACUGAAGUCCUGGAAUUCAGGUCGGCUGCUGGACUCAUUUUUUGUCACCCUAUAAUGACAACAACAGAAUUCUGGAUGUCACACGAGUGUCUUCUUGUGCCUUAUGAGCAAGCACUCACCCAUGAGGAAUUUUUCCCUAGCAUCUAUUAUGACUGCUCUGCCUAUUUCCUAUGGGUUGGAAAGUGCACUCGCCAGCUUGAUGGAGGGAGGUCAGGGUCGGAAAUCGGUGCUUUAGAUGCUGGUGUUGGAAUUGUCGGCACUGGCCUCGGUCUCAUUCGUUUAGGAAUUGGUGCUGUCGCUGGUCUUAUUACCUCUGGUUUGGGUACUGUCAGUAGUGGACAAGGCAAUUUCUCAAUCUAUGUGUGAGAUCCUGGUGGUCAUGCGAAGAACAGCUUGGGGACAAGCUGCGUUUUAAGCGGUGGGGAAUGUCAGCAGACUGUUAUGUGGGACCCUGGAUAGAUGGCAAGUGGGUGGCAUGUGUGCCUAUAAAAAGGGAGAACGUAUAAACCAAGGAGAGAAAAGAACCAUUUGAACAAACUAAAUCAUCUCUACCUUUCCAUU